ACAGGACAAACAGGAAGUGCGUAAGGUUUGGGAGAGUAGUUGAAAAGUAUUGUGGCUAAUGUAAAAAAAUACGUUUAGGGUGCGUCGAGGAACUGCCGAGUAAAUUGCAUUUGUUGUAACGAGGUGGUCUAUAUAAAUACAAGUCAACCAUUGCUCCUUUUAUAAUUACAGUCGGAUACAUGUAGCCAGCCAGAUUUUACGCGUCACAGAGACUACAAAGGCGUUGAUUGAUUGCGUGAUGAUGUGUGCAAUAGCUCUUUCUUCUUACUAGAUAAUUAUUUUAGGAUUGGUUUAGACUGAUAGAGUAGCAUAGCACCUGGUUACGACGUGGAGUGACGAUGACAUUACAAGUGGGUUGCCUAUCAUUCAAGCAGCCGUAUGCAGGAUUAGUACUGGACGGUGUAAAAAGUAUUGAGACACGUUGGCGCCCUCUGCUAUCCACAAUGGAAAACUGCACUCUAGCGAUUCAUAUUGCGCAGAAGGACUGGGAGGCCGACCAGUGGAGAGACAUCCUCACCCAUACACUGGGAAUGAGCCACAUGCAAAUAGAGGAACUUCUAGCAUCCGGAGACAGAUUUGGCCGUGGAGUCGUAGCAGGCUUGGUGGAAGUGGGGGAGACCUGGUGCUGCUCUGACAAUGUGCCAGAGAAGGAUCUGAGGGAGCUGGAGAAGGCAGCAGUGCACACUGGGCUCACAGAGAAACACCUCACACAGCUGUCAAACCCACGCUGGCUCAAGGAACCCCUUUAUGCCAGAGGUCACAAAGACAUAUGGACAGUAGAUAUCCCAGUGCAAUUACUGCCAUCUGCGUAGUUGUAAUAAAAUAAUGUAUACUCAUUUUGUACUGAUAGGAUCAUCUAUCAAGUUAGGGAGGCAAUAUAUUUGUAGACUACUCGCAUUUGCUUUAAGGUGCAAUAAAUGACCAAUGGACUAUUG
This is a messenger RNA of Oncorhynchus keta (chum salmon), 935 nucleotides long. Its product is annotated as protein EOLA1-like. The transcript is spliced from 2 exons. The record is from RefSeq and is a predicted model, not a curated record. Bases 339 to 812 code for a protein of 157 amino acids. Lineage: Eukaryota; Metazoa; Chordata; Actinopteri; Salmoniformes; Salmonidae.